Mesocestoides corti is the source of this 597-nucleotide messenger RNA. Lineage: Eukaryota; Metazoa; Platyhelminthes; Cestoda; Cyclophyllidea; Mesocestoididae. The record is from the annotation of a GenBank genome assembly.
AUGGCGCGAAGCUAUCCAGCCGACACACGCUCACAAAAGGCCCUCGAGGAGAUUUAUGAAAAGGAGAGUCUGGCUGCACUCAAAUUCUUCUUAUCCCACCGAACAUCCGAAAAGGCAGUGGAUAAGAAAACCCGGUUUCCACAUAAUCAGACACUUUGUUUGCCGAAACGUGAACCGCUAACCGCAGUUAGUGAAUCUGAAACAAGAACCGUCAAUGAGGAACCGAUCGCCACUCAAAACGUCAGCACCACUACUAGCAGUCUUUCGUUUAUGCGCCCCGUUAGUCCAGCUUCUCAAGAGAUAUUACAUGGGGAACAAGGUCAGACAUACGUGCAGAUGUUAAAGGCUGAAAAACCAGCAGUCAAGGCAUUUGCUUUGUCUUCCAGAAAAGCCUACUUGAAAGUGCGAUCAAGUCGGAUUCCUGAAGAAAGGUAUGAAAUACCAGUCAUUUCAUCAAUGGAAUAUGGAUGGAAGCUGUUUGAAAUUCUUCCCAAGAACCAGAUCACCCAUCCACAAUUUGGACGAAGCAGUGUCAUUAGAGACCACUUUUACAGUGGCGGAAGGCUUUCUUUAAAAAUGGGGGAAGACUGCCUGUAA